GUUUAAUUCAGUGUCAGAUUAGAGAAUAGAGUUUUGGAGAAAAGUCAACGCAUACAUAUAGUUAGUAGAACUUCAGGUUUGGGCGACACAUCUCGGGUUGGCAUACAUCCCCUGUAUGCACAAAGUUUAGGAGUUGCUUUUGAAAGUGAGUUGCGACUGCGGGUGACAUCCAGUCACCACGGACGGCGCCUUAUAAACAGACCGGUUGGAUGCCAGACGCUCUUCCUUGAGAACGGUAGAGAUAUUCCGGUUGACGGGUACCACUCGUGCUCAGCAUCCCAAACUGAGUUUUCUUGGCAACUUCCAGCUAGUGAACGAUCAUUCUCACAAACAACGGGUUGAAUUGGUGAAAUAAAUAGCAGAAACUAUGCCCAGCAAAAGCGAAGAUAAUCGGCCAAGACUCUGCCUGCUGGAGAAAGGGGACAAUGGUUAUGGGUUCCAUCUCCACGGUGAGAAGGGUAAGACCGGGCAGUUCAUACGGCUUGUGGAGCCCGACAGUCCGUCUGAAACUUCUGGGAUUCGCGCGGGGGACCGACUGGUGUUCGUGAACGGGGAGAACGUGGAGAGUGAGAGCCAUCAACAGGUUGUGUCCCGGAUAAGAGCCACCGUGGGCCAGCUCGAGCUCAUUGUUGUCGACCAGGACACUGAGCAACUGUUGAAAAAACACAAGAUGAAGUGUCUCAAAGAAUAUGUCACGGAGCGCAUUCCUUUACCCAGCGACGACGAGUCAGAAAGCGAAGACGUUAAGGAGAACGGGACACCAUGCGGGACACCGAGAGAAUCCACACCCAUCCCGGAAAAUAACGGAGAGCUCCAUGGCCACGUAGAGCUCCAUAGCCAUGUUGAGAAAAAGCUGAGCAUCAACUCUGAGAAGGACGUGCAGAGUGAGCUGAGGCCGCGUCUGUGUGUGAUCAAGAAGGGGCCUCAUGGCUACGGCUUCAACCUGCACAGUGAGAAGGCCAGACCAGGUCAGUACAUCAGAGCAGUGGAUGAGGACUCACCUGCACAGAGGUCAGGCCUGCUGGCCAAGGACAUGAUAGUACAGGUGAAUGGUAUGACAGUGAAGGGGAAGCAGCACUCGGAGGUGGUGGCAGCCAUCAAGUCUGGUGGUGAGGAGACCUCUCUACUUGUUGUGGACACAGACACAGAUGCCUUCUUCAGGAGGUGCAAAGUCGCUCCCACCCCAGAACACCUCACAGGAUCUUUGCCUGAGCCUGUCGUCAACGGAGACAUGGAAAAGACGGUGAAUGGAAAUGGAAAACUGGUAAAAGAGGUGGAGCAGGACUCUAAGCUGUCAAUCAGCCCGUCUCCAAGCAACACCUCCUCCAACGCCUCACUCACAACCCCGCCCACAGAGUUGUCUGAGCCAGUGAUCAUGGGCGCCAUCCCGGGUCUGAACCUGUCCCUGCAGCAGGUCAAGGAGCGUGCUCAUCAGAAACGCUCCAACAAGAGGGCCCCGCCUAUGGAUUGGAGCAAGAAAAAUGAACUGUUCAGCAACCUGUAGAUAGAGCACCUCGCCCUGCACACACCCACAUACAGUAGAUACUCACAGAGAGGUCAGUGAAGGAGAGAGAGAGGGGUUGUUCUAAGCCCCAUGUUUUCUAUAACUCAUUAAAACCAGCAGUUUAACUAUUGGUGAGGGAGAAUACAGGUAUAUGUAUGUAAAAUAUAUACACACACAUUUGUAUUAUAUUCCAGAUGCUAUAAAUGAUGUGCUAACAAUAUCUAGAUGAAUAUGCCAAUGUUGGAAAGGAAACAGCUACAUCAGAUAAGAAUCUUUGUAUUGUGAUUUGAAAAUAAUUUUGAAUUAUUCAAUUUCACGUGUCGAGGUGGUUGUGUGUGUGUUUUGUACCUGGGUGUAUAUGCCCAGAAGACCCUGGAAGUCCCUGCUGGUCAUAGCCUGGUGCCUGUCGGUAUAGUGGAGAAGGUCUCUCUUAUGGCCAUUCGUCUACAUGUUAAUCAGUCAUUGAAACACAAACAAUAUUUUUCACGCCUUAAACGAGAAUGGGACCAGCCACUUACAUACCCAUCCAGUCUAUCACCUUUCAGGGACCAAAUAGCAAGCCUCUUCACACUUCCAGUCAGAUGCAAUUGUCUUUCAUGUAGCUGAGCUUUGGGUCAGUCGAGCUUCAGAAUAAAUUGGCUUCUGACUGGAAGUGUGCAGAGACUUGUUCAUGUUUCUCCAGUUUUUGCCUUCAGCACCUUCAUUAAUCAGCUCUGGGUGUGUGGUAGAUUCUAUUAUCUGCAAACCUUUUAGGGACCAAAACACCUGAAGAACGACAACCACUGACAGUCAGUCAGUCAUUGGGGAACGACACGUUGGUGCAGUGUCCAUCCAUACCAGUCUUACUUCAGUAAAUGUGAAGGCUGAAAACCUUCCGUCCAUACCAGUCUUACUUCAGUAAAUGUGAAGGCUGAAAACCUUCCGUCCAUACCAUCUUACUUCAGUAAAUGUGAAGGCUGAAAACCUUCCAUCCAUACCAUCUUACUUCAGUAAAUGUGAAGGCUGAAAACCUUCCAUCCAUACCAUCUUACUUCAGUAAAUGUGAAGGCUGAAAACCUUCCAUCCAUACCAUCUUACUUCAGUAAAUGUGAAGGCUGAAAACCUUCCGUCCAUACCAGUCUUACUUCAGUAAAUGUGAAGGCUGAAAACCUUCCGUCCAUACCAUCUUACUUCAGUAAAUAUGAAGGCUGAAAACCUUCCAUCCAUACCAUCUUACUUCAGUAAAUGUGAAGGCUGAAAACCUUCCAUCCAUACCAUCUUACUUCAGUAAAUGUGAAGGCUGAAAACCUUCUGUCCAUACCAGUCUUACUUCAGUAAAUGUGAAGGCUGAAAACCUUCCGUCCAUACCAUCUUACUUCAGUAAAUGUGAAGGCUGAAAACCUUCCGUCCAUACCAGUCUUACUUCAGUAAAUGUGAAGGCUGAAAACCUUCCGUCCAUACCAUCUUACUUCAGUAAAUGUGAAGGCUGAAAACCUUCCGUCCAUACCAGUCUUACUUCAGUAAAUGUGAAGGCUGAAAACCUUCCGUCCAUACCAUCUUACUUCAGUAAAUAUGAAGGCUGAAAACCUUCCGUCCAUAGCAUUGCCAUUACCACUGUAUAUUGCGAUACCUUUCAUUUCAGAGUUUUUCUUUAUGGCCAUUGUCAAAAUGCUUUGAGGUUUUUACGUUUACGUAGAUGUACUUAAACAUAAUUUCUUUCUUUAAUAAGAAUAUAAAUGUCUGCGCUUCACUAGAUUUUGUGUAUGUUCAGUAUGGAGAAUGACAGUGAGAUUCACUAUUUUGACUAUUGAAUUGUAUGGGGGUGUUAUCAUGCUCUUUAACUGUUCAUGUUAUUUCUAUACUGUAUUAAAUUGUAGAUCUCA
Oncorhynchus nerka (sockeye salmon) is the source of this 3366-nucleotide messenger RNA. RefSeq names its product Na(+)/H(+) exchange regulatory cofactor NHE-RF1-like. Gene Ontology annotation, molecular function: protein-membrane adaptor activity; signaling receptor binding. NCBI's taxonomy places the organism in Eukaryota, Metazoa, Chordata, Actinopteri, Salmoniformes, Salmonidae. Gene Ontology annotation, cellular component: apical plasma membrane. The transcript is spliced from 6 exons. The coding region runs from base 368 to 1504 and encodes 378 amino acids. Gene Ontology annotation, biological process: protein localization to plasma membrane. The record is from RefSeq and is a predicted model, not a curated record.